AUGAGGCAAGCAUCAGGCUAUCUAAGUACUGGUGCGGAGAACUACAUUAUAGGCUUUGAUAGCGAUAAUGAUAACGGUGGAUCAGGAUCAUCAUCAGUUGUUAGUUGUCAAGAUUGUGGGAACCAAGCAAAGAAAGACUGUCAACACAAGAGAUGUAGAACUUGCUGCCGGAGCCGUGGAUUACCAUGUAAAACCCACAUCAAGAGUACUUGGGUUUCAGCAGCUACACGUCGAGAACGCCUGCAGCAGCAACAGCUUUCUUUGUCAUCAAUGUCACCUCAUCAACCACCACACAAUGAUCAUCAUGAGCAACUUAGUCUGAUGACGAUAAGCGGUGGUGCUGGUCUUGAUGAUCAUCAACAAAUUAAUCAUCACCGCCAACACAGUGGCUUUGCCAUGCCUACUACUACUACACAUCUGCCUAAUACUUCAGGGUUUCAUUUUCCAGAGGAGGUAAGAUCCAGAUCAUCACUAUUCCAAUGUGUUCGAGUGAGAGAUAUGGACAAUAAAACACAUGAGCAUCAGUUGGCGUAUCAGACAUCCAUUAAUGUCGGCGGACAUGUUUUCAAUGGAAUUCUCUAUGACCACGGACCAGCUGCCGCUGAUCAUGAUCACAUCAGUCACUACAACUAUAAUAACGUUAACCAGCUGAUGCAAGUUGGAGAAAGUUCGUCCAGCACCCGACGACAUCAGCAAGAGACCACUGUUAUGGAGCCUUCUUCUUCUUCUUCUUCUAUAUAUCAAGCCCCUUUUUGUUCAUUCAUGGCUGGUACUCAAUAUUUUCCACCACCAAGAUAG
Erigeron canadensis is the source of this 798-nucleotide messenger RNA. Its product is annotated as protein SHI RELATED SEQUENCE 5-like. Bases 1 to 798 code for a protein of 265 amino acids. Gene Ontology annotation, molecular function: DNA-binding transcription factor activity; DNA binding. NCBI's taxonomy places the organism in Eukaryota, Viridiplantae, Streptophyta, Magnoliopsida, Asterales, Asteraceae. Gene Ontology annotation, cellular component: nucleus. Gene Ontology annotation, biological process: positive regulation of DNA-templated transcription. The transcript has 2 exons. The record is from RefSeq and is a predicted model, not a curated record.